UUGCAAUCAAUCAAUUUCAAUGAGCUUCUUUUGAUGGAGAAGUCCGGCGAAGGUGAGAGGGCGGCGCCGGUCAUUCUGGACCGCAAAUCGCGAGCCACCAGAGGCAAACGCCUCACCAAACUCCUCGACGACGAACUCGAACAAGACGAAGUGUUCUGGAACCAGGAAGCUCUCAAAGACGAAGCCGAAGAUGACAACUACCAAGAGGAGCAAGAAAUCGCCGACGAAUUCGACUCCGAUUUCGACGAAGACGAGCCUGAUCUCGAUGACGAACAACCUGAAAACGACGCCGUCGAGAGACCUAAGAAGAAGAAACUGUUUAUCCCAGGGAAGACGCUUGCCACCAAGAAGAAGCAGAAGCAGAAGAAGACGAAGAUUCUAUCGAAAUUGGAAACCUCUCCUUCUCCUAAGGAUGGUGAUGAUGACGAUAAAACUGUUUCCGACGAGCAGCAACAGCAUCACGACGAUGCCGCCGCCGCCGAGAGAACGAUUAGGAAGUCCACCAGAACCUCCGUCAUCGUUCGCCAAGCCGAAAGAGAAGCCAUAAAGGCAGCAUUACAAGCCACCAUGAAGCCAGUGAAAAGGAAAAAAGAAGGUGAAGAGAAGAGAAUGAGUCAAGAGGAGAUGCUUCUGGAAGCUGCUCAAACAGAGAUUAUGAACUUGCGGAAUCUGGAGCGCGUUUUGGCAAGAGAGGAAGAAGUUAAGAGGAGAGCAAUUGUGCAUAAAACUGUCUAUGAGGGUCCGCAGAUACGUUACAUUUCGAAAGAUGGUUGUUCGUAUUUGGAGUUUACUAAUGGGGCAUCAUUUCACUCAAAAAUCAACACAGCUUCUGUAAAAUAUCCAGAAAAACCUGUUUGCGUGAUUACUGGUUUGCCUGCCAAGUACCGUGAUCCAAAAACUGGACUGCCAUACGCUACAAAAGAAGCUUUUAAAAUAAUUCGACAACGCUUUCUGGAUGAAAAUGCUAACUCUAGAGAGAACAUGAGCAUAGGAGGCUUAUAUGAUUCAGUUUCUGGUUGCGGGUUUUCAAAAAAGCGGAAGAGAUCAAUGACACCAGAUAAAAACAAACAUUCAUAUGAUCGGACCUUCGCUCGCUUUCGAAGAAUUCCUGAUUCUGACGAUGAAGAUUCUGACUAGCUGCUUUGAUGUGCCUGAUCAUGAAAGAAGUCAUGGCUGUGCUACGUCAUGAUCUGGACCUCAGGUUGGGAUGUUAAUAGAGAGCGAGUAACAUGAGGCUAGUUUCAGUGCUUGCAAAGGCAUGUUGGGUCUCCUUCGACCUUCGGUAUGUAUUUUAAAAUAUGACCUUGCCUUGUAGGGGAAAAAAGGAAUAAGAAGAAGAAAAUUGUCCUCACUGCAGAAGGAUACAUGAUAUGCCAAAAGUUCCUUUUACAAUUUGUCAUUUACAUAGUUUGCUUGGGAUAAUAGAUCUCUUGUGGGGGUUGUAAGUUUUCAGACCUUGCACUGAAGUGUAACUGUGUAUAGAUUGAAACAAGUAGUAAGGAGAGAAGAGUGAUUAGAAUUUAGUUUUCAGGCUAAGCUUCAAAGCUUGGAUAUUAUUCAACGAUGAUUGGAAUGGAAUGAGAUGAGAUUAGGAUGGAAUAAGGGGGAAAAAUUAUCAUACUUUUGUAUGGAUAAUCUAUGAAAUGACUGAGAUGAGACGAGACGAGAUGGGAUUGAAUGAAAUGGAAAAAAAGGGAAGAAAAAACAGUAGUUUACUUGUGUAAUGAUGAAACCAAAGAAAGUUUUCAUUCCA
Lotus japonicus is the source of this 1753-nucleotide messenger RNA. RefSeq names its product SWR1 complex subunit 2. The record is from RefSeq and is a predicted model, not a curated record. Lineage: Eukaryota; Viridiplantae; Streptophyta; Magnoliopsida; Fabales; Fabaceae. Gene Ontology annotation, biological process: chromatin remodeling; regulation of DNA-templated transcription. The coding region runs from base 34 to 1137 and encodes 367 amino acids. The transcript has 8 exons. Gene Ontology annotation, cellular component: nucleus. Gene Ontology annotation, molecular function: ATP-dependent H2AZ histone chaperone activity.